CUCCCCCGCACUCGGCUCAGCGGCGUCCCUGCACUGCUUUCUAGGCGCGCUUGCCCUCCACUCUCUCUCUCUCUUCCCCCUCUGCCCUCCUGACCUGCAAGCUGUCCCAUCCGAGCGCACUGCACUGCAAGCCAAGAUGCAAAACAUCAAUGUGAGCUUGCAAGCUUCCAUCGAUUAAAACACUAGUAAAUCCUCCCUCCCCGCCUCGCCUUUGUACUCUUCUCCUUGGCUGGCGUCUCCCACCAACUAAAACGGCCUUCGCAUCGCUCGCUAACAACGGGUUGCAUCUACAAGACUAGCUCCUUCUAGAAGGAGCGGGGCACGAUGGAGGCUGCUAUGGCGCGGCGGUGGUGGCCGCGGCUGCUGCUGGCCGUGGUAGCUGCUGUGCUGUCGGCUGCGGCCGGUGCGGUGGCGCAGGAACAGGCGACGUGCUCGGGCGCUGUGCCGGCGCCGCCGCGGCGCGGGGCGUGGGUGUCCGUGGCCAGCUUCGGCGGCGCGGGCGACGGGCGGACGCUCAACACGGCGGCGUUCGCGCGCGCCGUGGCCAGCAUCGAGCGCCGCCGCGCGCCGGGCGGGGCGAUGCUGUACGUGCCGCCCGGGGUGUGGCUCACGGGGCCCUUCAACCUCACCUCGCGCAUGACGCUCUUCCUCGCUCGCGGCGCCGUUAUCCGCGCCACCCAGGAUACAUCAAGUUGGCCACUGAUCGAACCGCUGCCCUCAUAUGGGGUAGGGCGAGAGCUGCCCGGAGGAAGAUACGUAAGUUUGAUCCAUGGCAAUGGCCUUCAAGAUGUUGUUAUCACAGGUGAGAAUGGAACUAUUGAUGGUCAAGGCACUGUGUGGUGGGACAUGUGGAAGAAGGGCACACUGCCCUUCACAAGGCCUCACCUGCUUGAGCUUAUAAGCUCUUCUGAUGUUAUCUUAUCCAACGUCGUCUUCCAGGAUUCGCCGUUCUGGAACAUUCAUCCUGUUUAUUGCAGCAAUGUUGUGAUAAGUAAUGUGACUGUACUAGCUCCACAUGACUCCCCUAAUACUGAUGGAGUUGAUCCAGAUUCCAGCAGCAACGUUUGCAUUGAGGAUUGCUACAUUUCAACUGGCGAUGAUGUGAUCGCCAUCAAGAGUGGCUGGGAUGAGUAUGGGAUCACUUAUGGCCGCCCCAGCUCUGGCAUCACCAUCCGACGGAUAACAGGCUCCUCCCCUUUUGCCGGCAUUGCUGUCGGAAGCGAGACAUCUGGUGGUGUGGAGAACGUCCUUGCAGAACACCUGAAUUUCUUCAGCUCAGGGUUCGGGAUCCACAUCAAGACCAACACCGGCAGGGGAGGGUUCAUCCGGAACGUCACCAUCUCCAACGUGACCCUGGACAAUGUCCGGUACGGCCUGAGGAUCGCCGGUGAUGUAGGAGGCCACCCUGACGACCGCUACAACCGUAGUGCUCUCCCGAUUGUUGAUGCCCUGACGAUAAAGAAUGUCCAGGGCGAGAACAUCAGGGAGGCUGGCCUGAUCAAGGGCAUUGCCAACUCGGCCUUCUCCCGGAUCUGCUUGUCGAACAUCAAGCUCAGCGGUGGCACACCGGUCCGGCCAUGGAAAUGUGAGGCUGUCAGUGGCGGCGCCCUUGACGUGCAGCCGCCCCCGUGUACAGAAUUGACUACAACGUCUGGGACGAGCUUCUGUGCAAAUUCGCUCUGAUGCUGGAGUUAGAUGCCGCUUGCUCUUCUGUAGCCAGCUCGCUUAAGCAAAUCAUUUGGUUCCAUCUGUGAGUAGCCGCAUCAAAGAUGAUGAAUGUUUUUGUUUCAUUCUUUCUUGCAGAUACCUUAUGGUUAUCAUGAACUCAACUAUUGGUUAUUAUCCUGUGGUUCGUUACAAAGUUUGUUUUGCAAAA
Phragmites australis (common reed) is the source of this 1876-nucleotide messenger RNA. Its product is annotated as probable polygalacturonase. The transcript is spliced from 6 exons. Gene Ontology annotation, biological process: carbohydrate metabolic process. Gene Ontology annotation, molecular function: polygalacturonase activity. The record is from RefSeq and is a predicted model, not a curated record. The coding region runs from base 325 to 1683 and encodes 452 amino acids. NCBI's taxonomy places the organism in Eukaryota, Viridiplantae, Streptophyta, Magnoliopsida, Poales, Poaceae.